GUGAAAAUCGUCUUGAACUUGGUCUACAAGGUGCCGUACCUGACUUUUGGGUCUUCAGUUCCUACACUGAGUCAGUUUAUCAUCUCCUUUUUAGACCGGUGCUCAGGGACAGGCGACUGCAAGCAUGGAGGUUACCCCCAUCCAAGUCACUGUAACGAAUGUCUCUGCCCAAACGGACUUUCUGGUGCAAAAUGUGAAGACUUCGAACCACCGAGAAAAGCGGAGUGUGGCGGAAAAAUUACUGUAAGCGAAGAGUGGCAGUCUAUUGAAUCGCCGGGAUUUCCUGAUCCAGGCUACGAUCCCGAUCAGAAGUGCAACUGGGUCUUCGAGGCAUCAGCAGGCAAACGAAUUGAAUUCGAAUUUAUCGAAGAAUUCUCUUUCCUAUGCACAUCAACCUGUGUGGACUAUGUGGAGAUGAAGAUCUCAGCCGAUCUUCGCCCAACUGGAUUCAGGUCAGCUCUCCUUCUCUCCAUACAGGGUACCAAUGGUUGGUUUCGAAGUACCAUGGAGAUAUGA
Messenger RNA from Ostertagia ostertagi, 516 nucleotides. The record is from the annotation of a GenBank genome assembly. Lineage: Eukaryota; Metazoa; Nematoda; Chromadorea; Rhabditida; Trichostrongylidae.